Messenger RNA from Aspergillus pseudoviridinutans, 1179 nucleotides. Its product is annotated as NAD(P)-dependent alcohol dehydrogenase. NCBI's taxonomy places the organism in Eukaryota, Fungi, Ascomycota, Eurotiomycetes, Eurotiales, Aspergillaceae. Gene Ontology annotation, molecular function: oxidoreductase activity. The record is from RefSeq and is a predicted model, not a curated record. The transcript is spliced from 2 exons. The coding region runs from base 1 to 1179 and encodes 392 amino acids.
AUGACAAGCAAUCAACCCACACCCCGCAAACGAGGUAUCGUCUCCUACGGCUCCUACAAGACAGGAGGAUGGAAGCUCAAGGACAUCACUCUCCGUCCCUUGAAAGAAAAAGAACUCCUAGUUGAGAUCGUCGCAUCGGGAAUAUGCCAGACGGACCUGCAUUUUGCAGGCGCAGAGAGUGGAUUCGGCGUGCACUAUCCUCGGAUCAUGGGUCAUGAAGGCGCCGGAUACGUCCGAGAAGUAGGCCCAGGAACACACGUCGCCCAAGCGGGCGACCCAGUGAUCCUCUCCUUCUCCGCGUGCAAGACCUGCGAGCCAUGCGAGACAGGCCACCCCGCGCAUUGUGCCAACUUCAACGCGAUAAACUUCGAGGUGGAGCCUGAUAACUUUGUCUUUAACGAGGAGGCAUUGGAAUCGGCAUCCACAUCGACGGAACCGAGCAUCUACGGACGAUUCUUCGGGCAGUCGAGUUUUGCAAGUUACUCGAUCGUCCGCGAAGAUUCCGUGGUUAAUGUUCGCAGUGUGGUCGAGACCAGGUCGGAGCUGCAGUUGCUGUCGCCUCUGGGCUGUGGGAUUCAAACCGGGAGCGGGGCGAUUCUCAAUGCUGCAAAUGCUACUCCGAAGGACCGGGUGGCUGUCUUGGGUCUCGGAGGCGUCGGGUUGAGUGCUGUUAUGGGCGCGAAGAUUGCCGGCUGUGCGCAGAUCAUCGGUAUUGAGCGACAUGCUUCCCGGCUGGAGCUGGCGAAGGAACUAGGUGCUACACAUGUCGUGCAGGUUGAUACGACGGCGGACCCGCAGAGUGUAUCAGAUGCUGUUCUGGCCGCCACGAACAACCUGGGUGUUAACAUCGUGCUGGACACGACUGGUGUACCUGCACUGAUUGCCCAAGGUGUCAGGAUGGCUUCAUUUAAGGGGAAGAUUCUGCAGGUUGGGACAGCGCCGGAGACGGCGACGUUGACUAUCCCGAUUCACCAGUUCAUGGCAGCAGGGAAGCAGUAUAUGGGUGUGGUAGAGGGAGACGUCAACCCAAAGGAGUAUGUGCCCAAGAUGGUCAAAUGGGUGCGAGACGGAAGCCUGCCUCUGCAAAAGAUUGUCAAAUUCUACAAGGCGGAGGACUUUGAGCAGGCGAUCCGUGAUAUGCAGUCCGGGGAGACGAUCAAGCCAGUCAUUUUGUGGUAG